Miscanthus lutarioriparius is the source of this 681-nucleotide messenger RNA. The record is from the annotation of a GenBank genome assembly. NCBI's taxonomy places the organism in Eukaryota, Viridiplantae, Streptophyta, Magnoliopsida, Poales, Poaceae.
AUGGCGGAGGCGCUGCUGCUCGCGUGCCACCUCGCCCUCUCUUUCUCCCUCCUCGCCGCCUCCCUCUCCCACCUCGUCGUCGCCGCCGUCUCCUACCUCUCGCCCUCCUCCCUCCACUACCGCCUCAUCCGUCUGCUCCGCCACCCGCUCAUCUGCCUCCUCCCGCCGCUCCUCGCGCUCCCCUUCGCCUUCCUCCCGCUCGCCUCCACGCCCCUGCUGCCGCUCCUCCUCCUCCCUCCGCUGCUCCCGCUCCCGUUCCUCCCUCCCCACCUCCCGCUUCCCCUCCUCCGCGCGCUCCUCCUCUCCCUGCCGCUCCUCCUGCUCGCCCGCGCGGCCGACCUCCUCGCCGCCUCGUUCCCGGCCUCGGACCUCCAGGCGCACGCGCUCGCCGUCGCGCGCCUCCUCCUCCUCGCCGCGGCGGCGGCCUCCCUCGCCUCGUCGCUCUCCGCCUCCGCGCCCAGGGGCACGACGACGGCCGGCGCCCACUUCGUCGCCGAGGCGGGGCUCGCCUGCGCGGGCGCCGUGGGCGGGCUCUGGGCGGCGCAGAGCGGGCUCAGCCUCUACGUCGACGCGUGCGUGCCCGCGGGGUGCCACCGCCUAGCACAUUCUUCCGUGAAAAAAUUUAAACAUGUGAACGUGAAGGGGUUAUCCAACAUACUGAAGCUAAUUUGGAAAGGUUGA